Kalmanozyma brasiliensis GHG001 is the source of this 2217-nucleotide messenger RNA. RefSeq names its product Cwf19-like, C-terminal domain-1. Gene Ontology annotation, cellular component: post-mRNA release spliceosomal complex. Gene Ontology annotation, molecular function: nucleic acid binding; RNA lariat debranching enzyme activator activity; zinc ion binding. The record is from RefSeq and is a predicted model, not a curated record. The transcript has a single exon. Lineage: Eukaryota; Fungi; Basidiomycota; Ustilaginomycetes; Ustilaginales. Gene Ontology annotation, biological process: mRNA splicing, via spliceosome. Bases 1 to 2217 code for a protein of 738 amino acids.
AUGCCACAAAAGGUCCUCAUCGUCGGGCCUGUCAACGGCCGGCUGAGCGAGCUCGCGUCGAAGCUUCAGGCGAUCGAGAGCAAACAUGGACCUUUCACGGCUUGCUUUGUCCUCGGCGACUUGUUUAAGCCAGACAAGGUGGAACUCGAUGCGGAGAUCAAGCUGCCCAUUCCGACGUACUUCUACCAAGGGUCAACUCCUCCUUCAUAUCCGAAGCUCGAGCAGCAAGCGACUCAGGAAGGACUUGUCAAGGUGGCACCCAACCUCUACUACCUUCAGCAAAAGAGCGGCGUAGUGGUGACACCCGACGGAUUGCGGGUUGCUUUCGUCGGCGGGACAUGGGAUGCCAAAAAGUACGCAGAGGAGCUGGAGAACCAAAGUGGUGACUUUGAUCCUCUAACAUGGCACGAGUCUUCCACAGAUCUAGCGACUGAUCGCAACACCGCGCACAUCACACCUUCGACCAUCAACCGCCUGCUCGCGCACCCGUCGUUCCGUCUUCCAUCCCCAUCAUUACCAUCCACAUCGACAUUCAGCAGCGGCGCGAAAUCAGGCUCGCUCGCAGCCGCUCGAGCUAGUGCUUCCGCCGAACAAGCACGCGGCGCUGCUCAUACUGCCGCGCUCGACACGCUGAAAGCACGACCGCCGAUCGACCUCCUCCUAACGAAUUGCUGGCCGACAGGCGUGACGCUCUUCUCCCCUCCCAAUCCAUCAGAUCCUCUCGGUGGGCUGCCCGACCCGACCGCACGCAUGUGGGGCUCUCUCGCCAUCGCGCGACUCGCAUCGCAUGCCUGCCCGCGCUACCACUUUGCCCUCGCCCCUUCCAGCACCGACCCCGAGCCGCCCGUCGGCAUUGCGGGAGAGACGCUCGACAUGGGAGCCUUCUGGGAACGCGCGCCGUACACAACCGAUCUCUCCUCGUACCUUCCCCAAGUAGCCGAUUCAAGGGGAUUGAAGACGGUCACGCGCUUCGUAUCGCUAGCCCGGUUCGCCAACGAGAAGAAGCGUAGGUGGUUCCUGGCGCUCAAUCUUACGCCUGCGGACUCGCAACAGGCAGUAAUCUUGCCGGCAAAUUCUACGCAGACGCCCUACUCCGUGCCCGCACAACGACCGUCGGUGAAUGGCAAGAGGACUGCGACGCAAGAUGUAGAGGGGCCGAACUACCGCUUCCAGGAGUCGCGCAAGAAACCCCGCGCCGAAGGGGACAACGACGUGCCACCUCCCGGCUAUGUGUGUCGGAUCUGCAAUGUUGGUGGGCACUACAUUCGCGCGUGUCCAUCGAAGCAGCCUGCGACGCAGGGAUUGUCGAGCAAUGCGAUCCCUGUUGAAGGUGGGAGGGGAAACAAGCCAAGCAUGCCGCUUCCUGCGGGUCUGCCCGCCAAACCAGCCGUCGCAGAACGAAGACAGCUCAUCCCCGUCGGACCGUCCAACUGCUGGUUCUGCCUGUCGAAUCCGUCGGUUGCGAAAAGUCUCAUCGUAGCUAUUGGUGGCGAAUCCUACCUGGCUUUCCCCAAAGGCGGCUUCUCCCAUCCAUCGAUCAACACUGUAGACGCCUCGCACCUGCUUCUUGUGCCACUGGCGCACACAUCCUCUCUCCUUUCCCCCGCGCAUCCGGUCCUGUCGCUGGGCCCAGCACCGGAGGAGGAGGAGGAGAGACGACGAACAAGGGUCGAGAUGGACGAGACGAAGUCCCGCAUCCGCUCCGUAUGGGGGAGUUCAUCACACAUCAUGCUGGAAUGGACGUUGGUGAGGGUACGUACGAGUAGCCGGAUGACGCAUUUCCAGACGCAACUGCUGGCGCUCCUCUCCAGCGUGGUUGGACAGCGAGAGGUGGUCAAGAGGUUAGAUGACGCGCUGGAGGCGCUUCCUGCACUCACGGUGUUGCGGAAAGACGAGGAUGUCGAGGGAUACUUCAACCAGUCCACUCUCAAAGAAGGUGAGGAGCAGGAUGGAUACUUCCAUCUUGCUCUGCAUCCGUUGGAGGAGGGAGGCGAGAAGAGACAGUGGCUCGUUCCGUUGAGUACGACGUCGAGAUUCCCCGUCCAGUUUGUGCGGACGACGCUGGCAGACGUGUUCGAGCUGCCCCACUUGGCUGAUUGGAAGACGGCCCAAGCUGCGCAGGUGGCGGAGGACGGCCAAGAGGGGUUCGACGAGGAGGCGAGGGACAAGGAACGCUCGAGUCAGUUCAGGGCGUUGUUGGCCAAGCAGACCGCGUAG